Molecule: messenger RNA, 1341 nt
Organism: Alternaria conjuncta
Lineage: Eukaryota; Fungi; Ascomycota; Dothideomycetes; Pleosporales; Pleosporaceae
Exons: 2
Coding region: 1-1341 (446 amino acids)
Biological process (GO): fatty acid beta-oxidation using acyl-CoA dehydrogenase; butyrate catabolic process
Molecular function (GO): flavin adenine dinucleotide binding
Source: RefSeq, a predicted model, not a curated record
AUGUCGCUGUCGCACACGAUGAACUUCUCCAUCCCCGAUGAUCUGAAGCAAUACCUCGCCGAUCUCGACAAGUUCAUCGACGAGAAGAUCACUCCGCUCCAACACAAAGACGACAAUAACCGCUUCUUCGACCACCGCCGCGAGCACGCUCGAACGGAUUGGGACAACGGCGGCCUGCCGCGCAAGGAAUGGGAGGAGCUAUUGGCGGAGUCAAGGAGGCUGGCCGAUGAAGCCGGCUUCUACAGACUGUCGCUUCCAAAGCAAUACGGCGGUCAGAACAGUGCCGAUGGACGAGGGAGCAACCUCUGGAUGGCCGUCAUCCGAGAGCAUCUCGCUGCAAAGGGACUGGGCCUGUUCAACGACCUGCAGACGGAGCACUCGAUGGUUGGCAACUUCCCCGACGUCAUCAUGCUCAUGAACUUUGGCAACGAGCAGCAGAAGAAGGAGUUCAUACCGCUGCGGCUGCAGGGCAAGUUCAGGAUGACGUUCGGCUUGACGGAGCCCGGUCAUGGCUCGGAUGCGACACACAUGGCGACAAAGGGGCGGCCGGAGACGAGAGAUGGUGUGAAGGGAUGGGUGUUGAAUGGAUACAAGCGGUGGCAGACUGGCAUGCAUCACGCUACACACUGCUCGGUCUUUGCGAGGACGUCUGGAAAGGACGGGGAGAUCAAGGGCAUCUCGUGCUUCGUCGUACCGGUAGAGACACCAGGCCUCAGGGCAGAGUCGUAUGAGUGGACACUGAACAUGCCCACCGACCACGCCACCGUCUCAAUCAAAGACGUCUGGGUCCCCGAGACCGCCUUACUAGGCCCCAUCCACAACGGCCUCGGCGUCGCCCAAGCCUUCGUCCACGAAAACCGCAUCCGCCAAGCCGCCUCCUCGCUCGGCGCCGCCGUAUACUGCGUCCAACAAUCCGUCGAAUACGCCAACGAGCGCGCGCCCUUCGGAACCCCUCUCUCCCACAACCAAGGCAUCCAAUUCCCGCUCGUCGAACUCGCCACGCAAUGCGAGAUGCUGCGACAGCUGAUCCGGAAAACGGCGCUGGAGAUGGACUCUAUGCCGCACAGCGAGAUUGAGAAGAAGAUUGGCGAUAAGGUGUCCAUGUGUAAUUACUACGCGAAUAGGCUGUGUACGCAGGCGGCGGACCGCGCGAUCCAGGUCCAUGGUGGGAAUGGGUAUUCGCGACAUUAUCCGUUUGAGCAUAUUUGGAGACACCAUCGCCGGUAUAGGAUUACUGAGGGGAGUGAGGAGAUUCAGAUGCGGAAGGUUGCUGCGUAUUUGUUUGGGUUUGGGGGGAGGAAGAGUUUGGUGGAUGCUACGAAGGCGGAGUCGAAGUUGUAG